Molecule: messenger RNA, 13095 nt
Organism: Diabrotica virgifera virgifera (western corn rootworm)
Lineage: Eukaryota; Metazoa; Arthropoda; Insecta; Coleoptera; Chrysomelidae
Product: gastrula zinc finger protein XlCGF57.1-like
Exons: 2
Coding region: 109-1713 (534 amino acids)
Biological process (GO): regulation of transcription by RNA polymerase II
Cellular component (GO): nucleus
Molecular function (GO): zinc ion binding; RNA polymerase II transcription regulatory region sequence-specific DNA binding; DNA-binding transcription factor activity, RNA polymerase II-specific
Source: RefSeq, a predicted model, not a curated record
AAAGAAGAAUGUUUAAUGUUGAUUGAUGUUGAUUUAUUAUUAAAUAGAAAAGGAAAAUAUCUUUUUAAAAAAAGCACAUAAACAAAAAUAUAUUUUUGUUUAACCAAAAUGUAUGAUAUUGAAAUAUUUGACAAAGACAAAAAUCGUUUAAGCAUUUCACCAGAAGAUCUCCACAAUAAGUGCAGAGUCUGUCUGACAAAAGAUGGCUUAUUUAAUAUCUUUGAAACCAAGGAAAAUGACCAUUUCUAUAGUGAUAUAUUGGCAGCUCUAUCCUUACUGCAGGUAGAUAAGACAGAUGGGAUGCCCCAAAGAGUCUGCCAAGUAUGUGGUGAUUUGGUCACAAAAGUUCAUACCUUCAAACAACAAAUACAAGCAUCUCAUGUUAUAUUACAAAUAGCAUUAGGACAAAUAAAUUUAAACAGUAUCGGAAAGCCAGAAAGUAAAUCGGAAUUUGAACACCCUGAUUUGUUACAAUUGGAUGUGCCCGAUUUACCAGAAGAUGAUAAAUUAGAUACUUGUGUGAAAGAUGAGGAGCAUGUUUUACAAUCAGGGACGGAGUAUUCUUGUUCGUUUUGUGGCCUAAAAUUUGAAACAAAAUCUGAGUAUAUUUUUCAUAGAAAACGAGAAGAAAGACAAAGAAGAACAAAACAAUCCUGUCCACAUUGUUCAAAAAAGUUUUUUACCUAUGAAUUAAAGGACCAUAUAAAUUCUCACACAAAAUCCAAACCUUAUGAAUGUGAGACAUGUGGUAUAAAGUUUGGUUAUAAAACAAGCUUAACAUUGCAUAAUUUAAGACACAAAUCUAACGAAAUCCCAAAGUUCUCUUGUGGAGAGUGCGGUAAAAAGUUUUUUACCAAACACACUUUGGGAGUGCACCAAAAGAUGCAUGGAGGGCCUCCAUACCUUUGUAAAAUUUGUCGUAAGAGUUUUUCCAAGAGAAAUGUUUUGAAGUUACAUAUGCGAUGCCAUUCUGGAGAACGGCCGUUUUUGUGUACUAACUGUGGUGCAAAUUUUUCACAACGAGGACAUUUGAAUACUCAUAUUAAACUUAAACAUAGCAGUGAAAAACCGUUCGAGUGUACCCAAUGUGAUAAAAAAUUUGCUAUAAAGAGCCACCUUACCGCCCACACCAGAACUCACUCAAAAGAAAAAUCUUUUUUGUGUACUGUGUGCGGGAAAAUGUUUCAACAAGAAAUUGCAUGUAAAGCUCACAUGCUGGGUCAUUCUGAGGAACCCGGAAUUUUGUGUAAUACAUGUGGACAGCUGUUUCCUACUAGAAUAAAUUUAUUCGAGCACAUAAGACAAAACCACGGGGAACUUCCAUUUAGUCCCGUGAACAAGAGACGUUGGCCUAGAGGUGUCAAAAUACGCAUGUGUGAACUGUGUCAAAAGCAGUUCGACAAAAAGAGCACUUAUGAGACUCAUAUGAGGAGCCAUACAGGAGAGAAACCUUUUUCUUGCAAAGAAUGUGGUAAAAACUUUACUCAGGCAUCUCACUUGUACUAUCAUAUGAAAUUACACAAUGGAGAAAAAGAUUUUAGUUGUCAAUUUUGCAAGAAAAGGUUCACACUCAAAGGUAAUCUUAUACAGCACAUCAGGACACAUACUGGAGAAAAACCAUUUCAGUGUGAUAUAUGUUUAAAAAAGUUCUGUGCACCUCAUACUUUGAGAAGACAUAAAAUUACUCAUAUGCCUGAUAGUAGUGUAAUUUAAGCAACUUAUGUAUAUUCAUAUGCCUGAUAUCAGUGUAAUUUAUGCAAGUUAGAUUGUCUGAUAAUUCAAUAUUCUUCGUGAUGUUUAGUGCACCCUAAAAGCAUCGAUUGUUAUGUUUUAAUUUUUAAACUUUUCGAUUUAUAAUUUUUUCAUAUUUUAUCCCUCCGUUUUUAAAUUAACCUAACCACUUUUUGUCGAAUUACAGUCCGUACAAUAUAGGUACUGUUGCAUGUCAUCCGCGUCAUAGCACGUGGCCUCACUUGAUACCAACACGAACUAUUUAAGUCGUAGGUGUGUUCCUUUUUAGAAUCGUUUAGCUGAGUACACUGGAAUUACAGUCACUAGACAUAUUUUAUUAUAUACGCAUGGAAAUAAUAUUGGAAGAUUUCUAUUAAUGUAAAUUUAAAGGAACAUAUUCUAACUUGUUUCAUUUAAUUUGUAUAAGUGGAAUAUAAAGCCUUUUUAUAAAGCACACUUGUUCGGAUACUCUAACUGCGAUCAAACAAAGGUGACAUUUUGGCAUAAUUUGUUAACAUUUAUUUGACAGUUGCGAUAUUGACACUUCGGAUUUGUUUUUAUUCUUUACUAUACGUAUUUGUUUUAUUAUAUUUAUUGAUUUUAUUAUUUACUUUAACGUAAGAUUAUAACUUAAUUCUUGUUUUCUGUUUCUAAUAGUUUGAUUUAUUUACAUUGAAUAUUAAUUUGCUUUGUUCACUUUGUUAUAUAAUCCACUUCGCAAUGAUUAUGUGAUAUAUUUGAUUUAAAAUGAAUUCAAGAAUUUUUUGUAAUUGGGCAACAAUGUCAACUUGAAUCUCUGACGUAGAUAAUGGGUGGAAUCGUGGAAUGCAUAAAAUGGAGUAGAUGCUGUUGCUUCAACAAAUAGUAUCUACUUUAUAGCAUUUUAUUUUACAUAAAAGUAUGUGCUUUUGCUGAAAAGAACAUACUACACAACAUAAGUACCUAAUACUGACCUGAAGUAUCUACUACUAAGCGUAGUAGUUAUAGUUUCAUUUUGUUACAAAGUUUUAGGUACUAAAUAAACAUGUUAUUUUGUUGUAUUUUUUGAUUAUAUUAUUGAACAAUAAUUCAACUCGGAGACCGGCCCUGGCAAGGUAUGGUUAAGUUAUACUGAUAUUGUACUCCUAAUUUUUAAUAAAAACAAGUGGUUUUAUUAAAUAGUUUUUUAAAAUUAAAGUGCUCAUCUACUAGAUACUACUACGUAAGUCAUCUAUACGUAAUUAUUAUUUUAUUAUUGUGAAAAGAAAACGUCAAAUAAGAAAUAUUCACCACCAUACAAUCAUUUUGUGAGGUUAGCUAGCAUGCGGUUGGUCUGUCACUUACCAGAGUCGGAGUGACGCUUUCGCCACCGCAGCUUAAAAUGACUUCACACAAUGUAAACACACCUUCCGAUCUAACCAGUCCAGUAAAUCAACUUUCGAAUACCACAAACAGUUAUGCAUCAGCCGCUUCACAUUAUUUUCCGAGUAAGACCCAAGCAAUUGUAUUUAGUUGUAUCGAUAAUGCUAAACUCCAUGAUUAUUUAAUUCCGUUGGGCACAAUCAUCAACCCAAAAAAUAUUAUUUUUUCAUCUAGAUUAUCUCAUAAUAGAAUCUGCAUGUAUUUGGCAAACAAAACCGUAGUAGAUAAUUUCAUGACACAACAUGGCUCUAUAGAAGUACUCGACGAAGUUAUAACAGCACGAAGACUUGUCUCUCCAGCAGAAAGACUAGUCUUGUCUGGUGUCUGCCCGUCAAUUCCUCAUCAAGUAUUAGUUGAAGAAUUACAAAAUAUCGGUUUAAAGCUUAUUUCCCCAAUAACAUUUCUGAAAAUUAGCUCGACUCUUCCCGAAUAUAGUCACAUAUUGAGCUUUCGGAGGCAAGUUUAUGUAAGCCUUAUAACAUCAUCAAUUCCAGAUUAUAUUCUAAUAAAUUUCGACCAAACACCUUACCGCAUAUUUUUGUCACAAUGUACACUUACCUGCUUUAUUUACAAAAAUACAGGACAUAUAUAUCAUCCCAAUGCAAUAACAGUUCAGUAACGGAAUCAACUCAUAUUUAUUCAAACAAUGAAGUACCAAAUCAAACAGCUCCAACAAGUAUAUUACACAAGGUACCAAACACUCAGCAGUCAUGAAGUUAUCCAUUAUCAAAUCCGAGCAUAUCACCUACACCUAAAAAUCUCCAUGACCAAGAAAUUACUAAUACUCCUACUCAUAGCAACACUUUCAAUCAACCUCAUUCAGCGGCAAUACCGUUUUCACAAACUUCGGAAGCAAUAUCCUCCAAUCUAUCAGCACCUCUUCCAUUAGAUACAACUGCAGAAAACUCUAAUAAAACUGAUACAUCACCACAAUUUUCUGAAACAACCUAUUCAACCAAUCUUACAAACAAAACUUCAAGCUCGACUUCUGCCACUACCAAUGAGUCUGCUCCAGAACUUCCAAAUAUAAUAAAGCCACAGCAUCUAAGUGAAUACUCUAAUAGCACUUGCGAAAACAAGUUCUUCCAUAAAACGCAGUAUUGGUGAGAUCGAUACGCCUCUUUCAGACUCAGAAAUUUCAUCACAAAAUCUGUUUGCAAAACCCAAAUCCUCUAAACCAAAAAAACCGCGCUCAUCUAAAGUCCCAUCUACACGGGAAACACUUGAAAAUUUUAUUGAUAAUCAUACCCCACCAUUCGUUUUAAAUUACAACCAAUUAUCCUUACUGAUUGAUAAUGUGCAAGGCUCCCCCGACACUAUUAGCGUCGUUAAAGAAUUUACAACUGAGAUGGCUGGUUUACUCGAUCUGUUACAAAGCAGCUAUCAAUAUGCAAAUGAUAGAUCUACAAAAACCUAGUUUACAAAACUUCAAAAGAAACUACACAUUCAUUUAGGGAAAGAGAGUUCUGACUUAGACAGUGACUCUUCUGUAGACAAUUGUUCAGUAUCAUCUAACUCCGAAUCUGUUAACAACAUUCAACUCGAUACUUCAAUGGAACAUUGAUGGAUUUUUCCAUCGUCUCCCUAUGCUACAGCUUCUUUUAUCUGAAUAUUCUCCAGAUAUUAUUUGUCUACAGGAGACAAACUUAAAGACCAAUCAGUUGUUCAAUUCAAAACAUUUCACUUGUUUCCGCAAAGACCGUACAGAUGCAAGUCGUGCAAGCGGUGUUGUAGCAAUAGCAAUCAUUUCUUCAGAAAACAAUCUUCUCCGUUUAGGAGCGGCCGUGAGUAACGGCAUAAACGCUGGCCUCAUACGCCAGUAGACGUGGGUUCGAGCCCUGCCAAAGACAAACCAUUUUCAUUUCCAAUAAUGACACGAGCUGUCUCACCGUGCCUCGGAGAGCACGUAAAGCCGUCGGUCCCCCUGGGCUAGUGUACAUCGGCACUAGUUACUUAAAACAGGGUUAAAGAUGUAAAUGGCGCCGGAACUAUCCGAAAGGAUCUCCCCGGCAAAAAUGCCAUACGAUAUUAUUAUAUUCUCCGUUUAACCCCAGCAUGUAGCACACUACGCCAUAUACCGUGCUGUGAAACUUCUUAACGAGCUUACACUCACAAAAGCCCUGAUCAUUACAGAUUCCCUUAGCUCUCUAAACUCAUUAAAACACAUUUUUCCGAAACAUCUUUUUGAAAAGUUGCUAAAAUACAAGCUGUCCCAAGCUCAUGAACAUGGAAGAAGCGUCCAAUUUGUAUGGGUUCCCUCACACGUCGGAAUAACAGGAAAUGAAGAAGCUGACAGGACUGCAUGAGAGGCAAUUUUAAGUGAUUUUUGGGAGCCGAUAAAGUGUGUUUCCAGUGACUUAAAAGCUUAUUUUAAAAAUAAAGUGUUGUGUUUGUGGCGAAAUGAGUGGUCUCAAAAUAAUUCUAAGCUGUGACGAGAACAAAUUGUGGUUGCGCGUUUACGUCUAGGACAUACCAGGUUAACGCACUCUUACCUUUUUACAAAGAAUAAUCCACCUAUAUGUGAUCAGUGUAACGUCCUAUUAACAGCCGAACACUUUUUAAUAAGUUGUAGUAAAUAUGACCAAGAAAGACAGCGCUACAAUAUUCCAAACGCUCUACCAGAGGCUCUAGGUCAAAACUGUUCCUAUGACAAUAUAGUCAAUUAUCUAAGAUCCAUAAACAUUUUGUAGAAUCUGUAGUUGUUUACUUUUGUUAUUUAUAUUUUGUUCCGUCGCUAAUAACCUUUUGGUGGAUGCGACUUCUUUUUCUAAUAAAAAAAAAUAAUUCAACUCGCUCGUAAGGGUUAAGUGGCAUUUUUUGGGUUUUAAUUAUUAGAACAAAAAUCAAAGUAUUCAUUACGAAUUUUUUAUUAGACUAUGUAUCUAUAUAUGGUAAUAAUAUGUGUAUGUAUUAGUUGGCAUUAGGAAAUAUAGCCUCCGCAACGUCGUUUCUACGUUGUAUGUCUCGAUUUCGACUGUGUGCUUGAUUACCUUCAGGUAUCAGUUGAUUUGCAUCUUGCACUACCAUUUGAACUGGAUCAAAAUCAUGGUAUGGAUCCUGCAGAUGUUUAGAUAUGUUGUGAAGUACAAAUGCACCUACAAUAUGUUUUGGAAUGUUUUCAGUUUUAGGCGAAAAGUAUACUGUAGCAUUGGAAAACGCCUUUUUAACUGACCAAAACAGCGCUCGACGACGCAACGUUCGUUCAUAUGAAUUACAUUAUAAUUUUCUUGAAUAGGUGUGGUUAAAAGGUGUUAACAACCACGGUGCAAACCAUAUCCUUCAUCACCUAACAAGGCUGCUCCUUGCACAUUAUUAUACAUAAUUCUAAAUUCGAUGCACUACUGAAUUUAGUGCAGUCCAAAUUCGACUAAAGUGCACGGAGCCUGGCCAACUCGCAUCGACACUGGUAAACAUUUCUUUGGCGUUACAAGUAGCUUGUACAUUUAUUGAACAUAGGUACUCCUGUUCUAUUCACGUAUUCUUCACCGUGGAUACGUGGCUUUGUUAUUUUAACGUGGGUACAAUCAAUAGCACCUAUAACAAUGUGCAUGUUCUUAUUGGUAUUUGCCCACUUAUUGAUAGCCACUCCUAACUCGUUAGUAUUAGGAAAUGUUUUCCAGGUAUUUCUCUUUGAGUGAAUUGCUUCUGAAACAGUGAUCAAGGUUCUGGAUACAGUACUUUGGUUAACAUUUAAAUCAACAGCAACUCCUUGCUGAUAUCCAGGAUCUCAUGAAAAGAUAAUAUUUAUAUUUUUUAAAUUUUACAAUAUUUAAAAAAAUAACCUAAACUUCUCAAAAAGAUCUCCAUUUUCCGAGUGGGUGACAAGGCUCAAUCUCUUGUUUCUUGUUCCGAUGACGGAAUCAUCAUCGUCAAGAAAAUGAUUAGCAAGCCAUUGUACAUUUUCUCUGUUGAAUCUAAAACAAAAAUUAUGAAAGUAACUUGAUGUUAUAUUAAUAAUAAUAAUAUACCUACAUAUAUGAAUAAAACUGCACGAUUCAUAAUAAUUACCUAAAUAUUUUACGAUGAAUAUUGUCAUUGUAUCUUCUUCCUAGUUUGUAGAUUUUUCUACGACGCGCAUUCAUAAAUAUAUUCAUUUUGCAACAAAAAAUACCUACAUCGAAGUCUGUCAUCCACCAACUUCAACUGUAGCAAAUACUACUAAACUAGCAAAUACUUCAAAAGCGUAGUACAUUCUUCUAUGUAUCUGGUAAAUAGUAGCAUAUGCUACGGAGGAAAGUAAAUUCUUUGUCAGUGUAGUAAAAACUUCAAAAAUAUAGUACAUACUUGAAGCAUUAGCAGAUACUACGUUUUAUGCAUUCCACCCAAUGACGUGCAACGGUAUGUAUAUUGUAUUCGUCUCAUAGUGUUGAGGUUAAAUUAAGGAUAGUGAUUAUAUUGUAUUGUCGCAUUUAUGUUUCUCGUUUUUAAUGAUAGCUAGGUGUGAAAUAUUAUAUUCUGUUACCUACCUAGUUCCAUAUUUAUACCUACAUAUAUUUUCCCUAUCUUUAUGAUACUGUCAUUUACAGUAUACUACACUCACCAGCAAAAUUAACCGCCCACCUUGUAUUUCAUUCAAUUUGCAGAAAUUUUCAAUUUUGGACCACAUUUUAUGAAAGAUCCGGUGAAAACUACCUACCUUUGAGGAAAAGAAAACAAUAAGAUUAUUAAAAAAAUUCGUUUAUUAAGGGAUACUUAACAAAAAUUCAAUGUUUGAAAACUUUUGAAGAAAAUUACACCAAACAUAAUUUUGAAUAUAAUAGCUUAAUUAAAAAAAUAUGAGUAUAAAUAAUGGGUGUUGUCACCUCUGGCCCUUAGGACUUCUUGGAGCCGGUGCGGAAAUCCAUUCAUGAUAUCCUUUAUAUCCGAUUGGGGGAUAUUGUGCCACUCCUCUACCGCAGUCUUCUUAAGUUCUCUGAAGGAUGGCCCUCUGGGCUGGUACUCUUGCUCCUACCCGUUUUUGGAGGUUAUCCUAAAUAUGUUUAAUUGGGUUAAGAUCGGGACUGAGUACCAGCCAUGGUAAAACUUGAAUCUCGAUCUCGACCUUAUUAAGGUACUCGCAGGUGAAUCUUGCGGUAUGGCAACGUGUGUUAAUAUAAAGAAUUCACCAAUGAACGGUGCGAAAAGUAUGACAUGAUCUGGAAGAACUUCUUCCACGUAUCUUUGAGUAUUCACACUACCUCUAUCGAACACAACAAGAUCAGUACGAGCUUUGAAAGAGAUGCCUCCCCAAAUCAUUAUUUACCCUCCUCGGUAAGCCACUGUUUUGGUUAUAGUGCAUGGAGCAAACCAUUCAUUUUGACGCCUGUAGACACGCUGACGUCCAUCUGGGCCUCUUGGGGCCAUUCUGCUCUCAUUUAAGAACAGUAAGUUCUUCCAUUCCGCCACAGUCUAGUCAGCAUAUUCUCUCACAAUACCAAGUCUUGCUCUACGGUGUUGUGGGGCGGGAGCUGGACGGAAAGCCCUCAAAUUUCUUCCUGCCAGUCGUCUUCUAAUGGUACGUUUACUCACUAACAUUUCUCACCUCAAAAAGACGCGUACCAGCGUGAGGAGCGGUACAAAAGCGAUUUUUCACACUUUGCUGACAAUGAAGUAGUCAUCUCGAAUGUGUAGUGCAUCAAUGGAAGCCUUGACCUGGCCUGCGGGUGUAUGAACCUGUCUCCCGAAAUCGUCUGAGAGUAUCCUGUACCAUAUUUCAGCCGAAUACUUUAGUGAGACAAAUAAAAAGGGAACACUGGCAGAGUUUCUCAAAACAGAUGGAGCACGACUUCUACGGAACACAAAAAGAAGUAUGGAGAAUGAUCAGAAGACAAAGAAAGGAGAUCAAUGAAUUAAUAAAACCGAAACACAUUCAGAAGGAAACAUGGUCAGACUACUUCCGAUCUCUAUUUGCUAAAGCCAACGAAAAUGAAUCACCAACACCUGAAGUUACGACAAACGAAGAAAUAAACAUCGAGGAAGGGGAGAUAAAGGAAGCAUUAAGAAAACUAAAAAAUAGAAAAUCUUCAGGAGAGGACAGAAUAUCGAACGAACUCAUAAAGUACGACGGACAAGAUCUGACUAAACAACUAUUAAAACUAAUACAAAAAUAAUAUACAAAACAGAAUACCACAAGAAUGGAGAUCAAGCAUUAUAAUACCUCUCUUCAAAAAAGGAGACAAAUCGGACCCGGAGAAUUACAGAGGAAUUAACUUAUUAAACACAACAUUAAAAUUAACAACCAAACUGAUAACAAAUAAACAGAAUGAAAUUAUUACAUUAGCAGAAGAACAACAAGGUUUUAGGUCGGGAAGGUCAUACACUGACGCUAGGAUGAAGCAAGUUCAAAAGAAAUCGUUAGAAUACAACAAACCGGCAUAUUUAUGUUUCGUGGACCUUAAGAAAGCUUUUGACAGGGUCAAAUUAAAGGACUUUAUCCAUUUGUUAUACUCAAGAGAGGUACCUCCAGGAAUAAUUAAAACGAUCGAAAACAUCUACUAGAACAACACAAUAAAAGUAAAAGUAGAUGAACUAACUGACCCAAUUGAAACCGGCAAUGGGAUAAGACAAGGGGAUUCCUCGAGUCCUUUAUUGUUCAACCUGAUCAUGGACGAAAUAAUAAAAAAGUAAGAACUAAAAAAGGAUACCAAAUGGGAGAAAAACAACUUAAAAUAAUCUGCUAUGCAGACGACGCAAUAUUCUUGUUCUCAUGAUCAUUUUUCAGUGCGUCAUUAAUUAUGAUGUCACAUACUGUAUUGGGUGUGUCGAGACUUAUUUCAUGUAAUUAUUGACGAAUCUGACAGAUGCCAGAAUCGUACUUCGCCAUAGGUGAAAAGCUUGUGGAAUUAAACUAAUUAGUAAUUUAGUAGAUUUGAUUUUUACACAAUAUGUUAACAUGUAGGUAUUUUUUAUAAAGGGCAAUAAAAUUAAAAAGUAAACAAUAUUGUUAAUUAAAUUUAUAAAUAUGGAAACAUUAAAAAAUGACACAAAACUAUCCAUAAACUGUGUUAUUAUCUUCUUCUCUAGGUGCUGUCUCCGCUUCAAAAGUUGGCAAUCAUCAGAGAGAUCUUUAUUUCUGAAACCGCGGCUCUAAAUAAUUCAUUGUUAUUACAUCCAAACCAGUUCCUAAGGUUCUUCAGCCAUGAGUUACGUCUCCUUACUAUGGAUCUUUUUUUUUGUAUAAUGACCUGGAGUAUUAGAUAUACAUCUCGCAUCACAUGUCCCAUAUAUCUCAGUUUUCUUCUUAUUUGUUAGUUCUUCUCGUUCCCUAUGCGUAAGUCUCAUUACCUCCACGUUGGCUAUUCUAUCUACUCAUGAGAUUUUUAGCACUCUUCGGUACAUCUCGAAUGUCUCUAGUCUCCUCACGCCAAUGACUAACUUUUAACGAACUAAAUUCUAAACCAAAACACAAAAUAAUGCACAAAAACGUUGUGAAACACAAGGGAAGUCGAAUUCGAAUUUCAAAAUGACAGGUACACAAAAUACUGACCUGAAUAAUAACCGUCACUUGACUCUUUGACACUUCUAAAAAAUGGCCAAAAUGGACGAAGUUUUCGUCAAAUGUUCGUAAUACGAGUAUUUGAUUGGCUAGAAAAAACGCGCAUUCUAAAUAUCAACGAAUCAAACGUAGGUUAGGAAUAGACAUCUUAUGUAUAUAACCAUUGUAAUGCUGCAUUAUUUUUAUGUUUAAUCACGGAGCUACCGUUUUUUCCGUCUCAUCUAACUUAAUGCAUUAGAGAGAAAUCUAAAAACUGUGACGCACUGAAAAAUGAUCAUGAGAACAAGAAUACUAAUCUCUCAAGUGAAGCCGAUUUACAACGUAUGCUGCACCAAUUUAAUAAAACCGCCAGAAAAUUUAACAUGUUAAUCUUCCCAAAAAAAGAUAAAAUGCAUAGUUAUAACAGCAAAUAUAUGUAAAUUGGAGCUGGAGGUUCAGAUAAUAGAACAAGUGAUGGAGUUUAAAUAUCUAGGCAUCACACUAUCUAGCUACGGAAGGCUCGAAACAUAAGUAGAAGAUCAAGUGAAUUGAGCAAACAGAGCUGCAGGUUGCCUGAAUGACACAAUAUGGAGAAAUACAAAUGUCGGAAAGGAAAUGAAAGGCAGAAUUUACAAAACAGUCAUCAUAACAAUAAUGACAUACGCGGCAGAAACACGACUCGACACAGAGAGGACAAAAAGGUUACUCGAAACAGCGGAGACGAAAACCCUCCGAAAAAUCGAUGGUAAGAGUAUGGGACAGGGCUAGAAGUACAGAUAUACGACGGAGAUGCAAGGUGGACAACAUUAAUUACUGAGUAAGAAACAGAAGAAUAGAAUGGAAUGACCACAUAAAGUACAUAAACCGAAUGCCAACAAAUAGAGUAGUAAGGACGGCGAGAGACGGUUCCCCAAUAGGAAGAAGAUCAGUAGGAAGACCGUGAUUACGAUGGAACGACAACUUACUAGAAGCACUUUGAAAAAACAGACAGUCAUGUCUAUACAAAAAGAAGAAGUAUUUGAGCCACUACAUCCUACAGAGAGCUCAAGACGGUUGCGGUAGAGGAUUGACACAAUAUCCCCCACUCUGAUAUCCAGGAUAUCAUGAAUGGAUUGCCAAACCGGCUCCAAGAACUCGUAAGAGCCAGAGGCGGCAACAACCAUGAUUAAUACUCACAAUUUUUUUAAUUAGACUAUUAUUUUCAAAAAUAUUAUGUUUGUUUGAAUUUUCUUCAAAAUUUUUUAAUCAAUGGAUUAUUGCUAAGCAUCCAAACGACUCUUUUUCAAUAAUUUUAUUGUUUUCUUUUCUUCAAAGGUAGUUUUCACCAUAUGUUUCAUAAAAUGUGCUACAAGAUUGACAAUUUCUGCAAAUUGAAAGAAAUACAAGCUGGUGAUUAAUUUUGCCGGUGAGUGUAUCUACGGCCUAUAUUUUGGCACUAACAUAAUUUUUAUUAUUUUGUUUUGCUGCCUGUGCAGUUUUUUUAAUAUAAGUAUGUCAUUUUUAUUUUUUUAACUAUGGCUCUCAAUUUGCUCAUUUUUCUUAUUUAAGUGCCUUAUUCUGUCCUAGAGCAUUGACGAAUAGUUACAGUAUCUUUACUUUGUGCGCAGCGGACAUAAAUAGUGUCUUGGUGCUGAUUCCAGACCACUGGCUGAGGUCCUUGACACAGAACGGUUUUUCUCUUCCAGGACUAUGUUUUUCUUCUAUUUUCAUGCUUGCAGUACUCAUGAGAAUACAUGCUUUCAUUCCAUAGAAUAUAAUGCUGAAGACAUAAAACAUAAUAAACAUGAGAAACACGAGAAUUCAAUGUUCUUAUUCAACGUUCUGUUGGUUAAUAUAUUUUGCAUCUACUUAAAUGGUGUUGUGUUGCUCCUCUAUUUUAUUUUCUGAGAUACGUACCAUUUUUCAUUCAACCUACAGCCCAAAUAUUUACAUAAUUAUGCUCUCUCCAAUAUUUCUCCAUCUAUCCUGAUGUCAGCUAUAGAGCGUUUCACGUUAAGAAUAGAACAUUGCGCAGAUAGAUAGCCCCAUGUAUUUCUUACGAACGAUAGAAGCGCGCGGAUGCCACGCUGUACUGACUAGAAUGAAUCGUAUAUCGGCAGUCGAGUAUCCACCCGUGCGCGAGAGGUUUGGCAACACUGAUCUCCAUAAGCGUAACGUUCUAUUCUUAACGUGAAACAAAGUAUAGAUUUUUGUUAUGGCUGAUGACUAUCCAUUUGGUUUUGUUUGUCCAUAUUUUGUUUUUCGUUUUGCUUUUUGUGAGACAUGCCGAUACUUUCUACCUUGAUUUUACUAUUAACUCACAUCAAUAGUGCAAAUGCUUCAUGGUCCUCUGAUAUUUGAACUCUAUUGUUCAUAUUUACUUGUAUAAUUUUUUUAUACCCCUUAUCAAUUUUUAUAUGAAUAUAUUAUAAUAAUUAUUAGACCAUCAUCCAUUUAUUUAAUCAUUAUUUUGUAUUUUUACAAUGUAUGUGCGAUCUAAAUUAAUGUACGUAUUAAAGUAUUCGAAUAUA